Saccostrea cuccullata (small rock oyster) is the source of this 2047-nucleotide messenger RNA. RefSeq names its product stimulated by retinoic acid gene 6 protein-like. Bases 55 to 1980 code for a protein of 641 amino acids. Gene Ontology annotation, cellular component: plasma membrane. The transcript has 16 exons. NCBI's taxonomy places the organism in Eukaryota, Metazoa, Mollusca, Bivalvia, Ostreida, Ostreidae. The record is from RefSeq and is a predicted model, not a curated record. Gene Ontology annotation, molecular function: signaling receptor activity; retinol transmembrane transporter activity. Gene Ontology annotation, biological process: vitamin A import into cell.
UAGUUUUCCGAAAUCUGCACGUGCUCUUUGAAAAACUGGACCUCGAAUGCAAGCAUGGAGAACACAGCGACUCAGGAAAACACAACUCAAACGGACCAAGAGUGUUUAGAGCUUAUAGUAGCCCUCUACAUUUACCAAGGAAUGGCUGUAUAUGCGAUCGUGGCCACAAUUAUUAUAACUUUUGUCGAAAAAAGACGAUGUAAAGCAGAGGUUUGUCAUGGUAGACCAGGACUUCCACUCCCAAUCAAUUUCCUUGAUGGCACCACAAAUUCGGUCGCCAAUGCUGCAGCUUUUGGAUGCAUGCUGCAACACCUAUUCAUUUUUAUUUUCUAUGGAAACAUCUACACAGCUACGAAAUGGUUGUUAGCACCUAUAUUUUUCCUUGUCUGCUUUUUGAUGUCUAUGGUAUAUUAUCCUAUAUUUGCUUGCUUGAAUUCAUCGUCUCGCCUGGUAGGGUCUAUCAUUGGAUUUCUGUAUACCUUAUUAUUGUUUUUGGUUGUUUUUGGUCAAAAUUACCUCUGUAACAAAGAAGACUGGGUAUGGGCUAUCUACGCCAUUGUUUUCAUUUCUGAAAUAUAUUUACUGAUGCUUUUCAUUUACCGAAUUGUAACUGCACUGUGCAAGAAAUCUGCAAAUUUGAAGGAACCUCUAGUGAAGAUUGACCAACUGAUGCAUGUCAAAGAUCUACUUCAGAAACCCAAAAGUAGUGCCGAAGAAAUAAAGAUUAAACAGAGGAUAAUUAAGCAUGCAGAUGCCGUUGUUUCUGAAGCUAAGCUUUGCUGUCUUCAUAAAAGUCUAUACAGAUGUACCACAAGGACUCUUGCCAUUAACACCAUAGUUCUGCUUGUGUUCUAUUAUGUAUUUGUCUUCACCAUGUAUAUAAUCAAUGUUUUUGGACAAAUAUAUGACCACCUUGCUCCAAACAAAUACAUACCCUUGAUUGAUAUAAAGAUUUCAGGGCCACUCCUUCGCUACUUUCAGACUGCAAUACAAGUCAUCAGAGGCACACUGCUAACAGUAUGUUUUUACAUUUCAGUCUCGCUCAUUUUCGCUAAUAUGCUCUCGGCUGUUUACCUCAUCGCCAAUAUGGUCCUCAUCUAUCAGUCUCAGAGGCAACAUAUCAUUCAGAUCUGGAGAGGAGACAGGACUUUCAUUCCCAGAAAUUGCACUCAAACACAUACUGACAUGCUGGUGAAAAAUUUGAUGUACGCAGGAAACCAAGUUUCUCAUCUUCUUGGAGGUUAUUUAAUUUCACAGAUAGUUGUGUUCCUUGUCUGUGUUGUCCUGGCGUAUUUUGUUGUUUUACCUCUCAUGAAGGAGGUCCCUAUAAUUUUCCUAUCACCAUUGGAGGCUAUAUUACCUGGAGUGGUAUUCAUGUUCAUUUUCCGAAUUCUACUUCGAAUCAUCAGUCGUAAAGCUUUCUUACAAAACCAUUACAUCGGUUCUGACAACGGAGAACACUGGGAGAAAGUACUGGCCUUAGAUAAUAGGCGGGUGUACCAGAACCUGUCCUAUUUCCUGUUUUUCUACUAUAUACUGAUUGGUUUAUUCCGAUGUGUGUACCGGGUAAUAGUGUCCAUGUGUUUAGGAAUAUUUUACAUAGCGCGUAUGGAUAGAUCCUUGUUGUUUCCUGGAUAUGAACAUAUUGAUAUCAGUUAUAUGACGUAUCUUGGCUUUCUGGAGGUAGAACUUCACCACUGUCACCCGGUAGUUGUUGUCUUCUGUGACCAGUUGAUCAAAGCUGUGAAAGUUAUCACUACUAAAUCUGUGCAGAGCCUUAAUUCCUCUGAUGAUCUUGUUUAUGAAAACAGGAUUUAUGGGCUCUCCAGUGUUUACACACGAAAAGUAAGGAAUAGGUGGCAAAAGAUGAAAACCCUGAUUUCCAACCAGUCUCUUUGCAAAGCUUCGAAAACAAACAUUUCUUUUGAGCAUUCUGUUACUCCCAAGAAAACCUUGGGGGAUCCACAAUCUAGUCUCUAGGCAAAGUGUAAAUUGAGAGUAAAGCAAACAUUCUGGGUAAUUGUGUAGUUUUGUAGGAGAAAUUUUA